Messenger RNA from Haplochromis burtoni (Burton's mouthbrooder), 5021 nucleotides. RefSeq lists its product as uncharacterized. Gene Ontology annotation, biological process: DNA replication. NCBI's taxonomy places the organism in Eukaryota, Metazoa, Chordata, Actinopteri, Cichliformes, Cichlidae. The record is from RefSeq and is a predicted model, not a curated record. The transcript is spliced from 4 exons. Gene Ontology annotation, molecular function: DNA-directed DNA polymerase activity; DNA binding; nucleotide binding. The coding region runs from base 744 to 5021 and encodes 1425 amino acids.
UGCCUUCAGCCAUAUCAACAACUGGAACCGCUCAGACUGCUUGCGAGCUCAACAGCCAUGAAACCAGGGAUCAAACAACUACCUCCGCGGGCCCUAUGUGCAUAUCACUCGACUCUGAGAUAAGCCUGCUCAACUCCUCUUUUUUUGAGUCUCUCGAUCGAAUUGAUAUCUCUGACUUGGACACCUUUAUUGGUACGAGUUCCCCGAAUUCUUCACCACCAGUGCUUGGGCGAUCCACGGGAAAGAAUAUUUGUCUCUCCACACGGGACAGACAGCAUUUGCUCUCUACGCUAGAUCGCCCUGCUUCAUCUGGCCCCAGUUCCAUUCCCGCCGGAGCUUGUUCUCUCCCGCAACCCUCUGGGAAAAACUUGCGCCUGUCCGCCGGGGACAGGCAAGAUUUGCUUUCCGAGCUCACUCCCGAUGUUCAGGCGAAUCGGAGCCCCAGAAACGCUUCUUAUUCUCCGCCAUCAGACACACGAAAUGCACCGCGCCUGCCUUUGAGACCCAAUCACGGGCGUCUCAGAAGGAGGAGUAGCAGGACCCGCAGGAUCGCAAGGACAACGAGGACAACGCGAACACGCACCCGAAGGCAGCUGGCUUCAAUCGCUCUUCGCGCGGUAUCUCUGUUCACUGAAUUAGUUCAGCUCAUCUUAUAAAAAACUUUGUUUUUGUUUUUGUUUUUGUUUUUUUUCAUUUUGCUUUUCAAACAUACUCGCUUUUGUGGUUUUUUGUUCUUUUAAUAAAUGGAUAACCAGGAACAAGAUAUUACAGACCCGUUUCUUGCUUUAGAAACAGCGUUAGCUAGGUUAAAUGAAAAUAUACACCAUUCUCAGAUUACAUAUUCACAAAACAGUGAGCAACCUGAGGUGAUCAACAAUAAUGAUCCUUUAGAAUUGCUUAAUUUAGCUCUUGCCCGAUUAGCGCCCAAUGAAAGUGCCUUUCAAAAUAAUUCUUUGAGUUUUGGAUUGGAUCAUGAUGAGAUCCAAACAGAGUCAGAUGCGGUUCAAUCACAAAUGAGUCUGACACAAAACAUCUCCUCUUCUGAUCCGUUUUUAGCAAUUAAUAGAGCUUUAGAAGCUUUGGCCCAAAUACAAAAUGAGGUUCAAAUACCGCCAGAGUUAUUGAGUCAAAUAAACAGGCUAAAUCAAAAUCGUUUCAAUGAUUCUCAAAGCCAGCAUUCGCUAGUCUUUUCCGCAGACAAUGCAUGUCCCAACGGACCGCUCAGCCGCAGCCCACCGCUACAGCUGUCGACCACUUUCAAUGACUCUAAUCCUGAUCAAUCACUCAACUCUCCCGCAGACAUUGUCUCUGCGAACGAGCCACUUAACCCAUUAAACCAUGAUCACUCCUUUCAACAAGGGGGUAAUCCAGACCAGAGUUGCGGCAGUAAUUCAGCACAACCCUCUAUAGUUGUUAGAAAUAAAUUUAAUAACGUUGAAAUUAGAGAAAUUUUGAAUUUCCCUCCUCCAAACGAUAUACCCGACUAUGCCCAUUAUUAUCAAAGCGUAAUGUCUAGUGCACGUGAAAUAUCAAACAGGCUUUUCUCUCACGCACGUCCAGGUGAUCAUAUCCAGUUAGAAUUGAUAGGCCAGCAGUUACAAAAUAAUGUUUCAGUGAUUUUACGUGAUAAUCAUGAUUUAUCUGAAUUUGAAAAUUUAUUCUUGAGAGCGGUACAGUCAAACUGGUCAGUAAUGUGUGAUGGCUCGCUGGAGGUUGUAGCUCAGAUUGUUACACCCCCAAAUGGCAGUGGGAAAAGAUUGCUUAAACACAUACUCAACAGCGAAAUUGUGAAAAAGAAAAGACGUUUUUUAUACGUGGUCCAUAACCCCUCGAAUAAGUUGUGUUUUGCUACAAGUGUUGCCCACCUUCUGCAACCCGAUUUUAAUGACUAUCAAGCACAAACAUUAGCUAGAGAAAUUCAACAAAAAGCUGGUCUAAAUGAUCAAACACCUGUUGGGUUUAAUCAAAUAAUUACAUUUGAAAGGUUACUAGGAUGUAAAAUUAUAGUAUUUUACCGUAACGAGUAUGAUCGCACCCUUUGUAAAUUUCAGACUAGUACAGUCAAUAGCGCAAAAGCCUUGUGUUUAUUUUUAUUUGACAAUCAUUACUACGCUAUCAAAAAUCUUAAAGGAUUUUUGGGCACAGCGUAUUUGUGUACUCAUUGUUACAUAGGCUUUAACCAUGUGUUAUCCCAUUUCUGCCCUGCUCGUUGCUCAGUCUGUAUGCAGCCUGACUGCAACGAUCAUUUCCUCUCCCCUAUUGUAUGUACCGAUUGUAAUCGCACCUGUAGAUCUCGUUAUUGUUUUGACAGCCAUAAAAAACUCGUUGAGAGGCGUGAAAGGUCCGCCAGCAACUGCGACCUCUACAGGAAAUGUAUCAAGUGCUCGAGGCUAUAUUGUUUAGCAGCACAUGAAAAACCUCACAAAUGCCAAAAGAGAAAAUGCCCAAUCUGUCGUCAGGAAAUCUCUAGUGAUCAUCAAACACAUGAGUGCUAUAUGCAGGUUUUACAACGCGAAACAAAACAUAAUAACAAGUUGAUUUUUUAUGAUUUUGAAACUUUUGUUAACGAACACGGUGAGCACAGCCCUUUUCUGGUGUGUACAAAAACAUCAGAUGGUAAAUCUUGGAGCUCUCAUGGCGAGCAUUGCGUUGAAAACUUUCUUGCUCAUUUUAGACGCCCCCUCUUCAAGGGCUCAAUCUUUAUCGCUCAUAAUGCAAAGGGUUUCGAUGCGUACAUUAUCCUUCGCGGGUUAGUUAGGCGAGGAUUAAAACCAAACUUGAUAAUGCAAGGUUCCAAAGUGAUCAGCUUUACAGACCCAGACUUUAAUCAACGUUAUAUGGACUCGUCAUGCUUCCUACCUAUGCCAUUGUCAGCUAUCCCGAAAGCGAUGGGAUUUUCAGAUAGUGUUAAAGGUUUUUUUCCUCAUUCUUUCAGCUCCAAACAAAACCUAACUUAUGUUGGACCGUACCCUCCCCCUUCCGCAUUUAGUCUCGAGCGCAUGACAUCAGAAAGUAGACAGGAAUUUUACAAAUGGUAUGAUUCAGUCAGCUCUGGCCCCUUCGAUUUCAUGAAACAGGCACUGUUAUACUGUAAAAAUGAUGUUGAAAUUCUAGCUCGGGGUUGCACAUUGUUUAGAAACGGGUUUAUUGAAGAGACAGGAGUAGAUCCUUUCAGUCGCAACACGCUUGCAAGCGCUUGUCUUAAAACGUAUUUGACAAACUUCAUGCCUGCCAAUUCUCUUGCCCUGCCCUGUCCUUUAAAUUACCAUAAUCAGGUAAAAUCAUUUUCCUCAUCCUCAAUUCAAUGGCUCGAAUAUCUCUCGUGUACCCAAGGUGUUUUUAUCAGACAUGCGCUCAAUCAAGGAGAAAAACAGCUCGGUAGUUAUUAUGUAGAUGGAUAUUCCGAAAAUAAUGGUAAAACAUACGCGUGGGAAUUUUUGGGCUGCUACUUCCAUGGGUGUGUUAAGUGUUUUUCCAAUCAGUCCGAUGUUAACCCCCUGCUAGGUUCCUCUUUUGCAGAGUUAAACAGCGCCACUCAAGACAGGCUAGCUAGAUUGAGAGCUGAGCAUAAUGUCUCUCUUGUUAUAAUCUGGGAGCAUGAGUGGACCGAGUUAAAACGUAGUGAUGAGAGUGUAAUCAGCUUUCUCAAACGUUAUGAUCCACCAGAGCCUUUGAUCCCCCGCCAUGCCCUCUUUGGAGGCCGUACAAGCCCAGCACAACUUCGCUGUAGUGCCGGGCCCCGUGAGAAAAUCAACUAUGUCGAUGUCACCUCCCUGUAUCCAUAUGUAAAUAGUACAUGUAGUUACCCCUUAGGUCAUCCUCAAAUAAUCUUUCAAAAUUUUCAGCACCCUCAAAACUACUUUGGGUUUAUCAAAGCCACUGUUCAUCCCCCGAGAGGGCUCUAUUUCCCCGUUUUACCAUAUAAAACAAAAUCAGGAAAACUUCUCUUUACUCUCUGUCGCACUUGUGCUGAAAUGAACAACCAACAAGGAGCCUGUAACCAUAGUAACGAGGAUAGAGCACUGAGAGGGGUUUGGACCACUCCCGAGUUUAACCUCGCAUUAGAAAAGGGUUAUGAAAUAGGUCGAAUCACAGAGGUAUGGCACUUUGAGAGACAGAGUAACACAAUAUUCACAGACUAUGUACAUCAUUUCCUGCGCAAAAAACAAGAAGCUUCAGGCUACCCAUCAGAUGCUGUAACUGAGGAGGCUAAACAGCUUUACAUUAAAGACUACCAGGCUAAGCAAGGAAUAACUUUAGACCCUGAAAACAUAAAACUAAACCCUGCUAAAAGACAAAUGGCCAAACUGUGUUUAAACUCUUUUUGGGGAAAAUUUGGCCAGAGAAAUAAUCUCACACAGAGCAAACUGGUGAGUGACCCCGAGGAAUUCUUUAACCUCAUGUUCUCUCCAAAAUACAAAGUGAGCUAUUUCUCUUUUGUCAGUGAUGAUGUGGCUCUUAUUCAAUGGUGUUAUGGUGACCUCUGCACUGCACUCCCAAACUCCACAGAUAACAUCUUCAUUGCGGCCUUCACUACUUCAUAUGGGCGUAUGAAACUCUACAGUUACUUGGAUCAGCUGCAGGAAAGAGCUAUCUACUAUGACACUGAUAGUGUAGUGUAUCUCACUAAAGAAAAUCAAUCUGAACUAGAAACAGGCAGGUAUUUAGGCGAGCUAACAAAUGAGUUAGACCAGGAUGAUUUCAUUACAGAGUUUGUUGCAGCAGGACCUAAGAGUUAUGGUUACAUGACCAGAAAAGGUAAAGUUGUUUUGAAAGCAAAAGGAAUCACACAAACACAUGAUGUCUGCGAAAAGGUCAACUUUGAAUCUGUAAAGACUCUUGUUGACAAUUACAUUGAUAACUGUGAAGGAGGGUCUACACUUGAGGCCCCUCAGCACAGUAUCAUUCGUAAUAAAUCAGCCUUUUCACUACAAAAUUCAUCAUUUCCCAAAAAAUUCCGGGUUGUUUAUGACAAGCGUAGAUUGCUGCCAGGAGGUCUGACUUUACCCUUUGGUUAUUGA